AGCUUGGUAGAGAAAGUCAAGGCCUUUUGGCAAAUAAAGUUUAUUUGAUGUACUUUACAGUUUUGCUAACUUUUUGAAUACUCCAAAGACGACCAUAUAAAGUAAAAGCUUUUGAUCCACUCUCCGUCACGUAUUCUCCUACUCUUUAUUAUCAAAAACAAAGCAAGUUUAAUUUCUAUGCCUAUUUUAACACAAAAAUAGAACUCACAUGAGUGAAAAUCUCACUUAUCCUUUUUUCUACCAAAACUAAAAUCUAAUAUAACCAUAAACGAAGCACAUAGAAAGAACCAAAAAUAACACAAAAUUUUUAUAAAAAACAAACACCACCGAUAAAGCAAAAAAGAUUCAUUAAGAACUAAGGGUGGAUGCUCUUCUCGAAUGUAGGACAACUUUCAAUGAAGGACACUUAUUUUCACAAGAUAACACGACAAAGUUGCGCAAUUGAAGAAAAUUUACCACGUGCUAAUGGUAUUUCAGCAAAAAAUAGCAUCUUGUAGAAGGGAUGCAAUUUGAACAGUGAGAGGCGGCAAACGGCGUUUAGUUUCGUGGUACAAUUCAAUUUCUGACUCGCCAAAAUUUGAUACAUUCCGUAACGUUGCUGGUCGCUCACUUGGCAAUACUGCAUCAGAAUGAUGAAAACCACUUGCAGCCAACUGACUUGUGGAUAGAUAUAGCGUUUGUCGAGGUUCAUCCGAAGAUGUAGAAUCUGAUGAAUUAGUUGUUGUCAAUGUUGAUCGUCGCUGUAUAUUGACCGAAGAAUUUGACGCGAUGCGACUUCUCGAUCGAUGUUCAGUAUGUGUUAACGAGAGUGGUGUUCCCGGUCUGAAAAGUGGAAAAACUGUUAUUUCCGAAUGA
Molecule: messenger RNA, 855 nt
Organism: Didymodactylos carnosus
Lineage: Eukaryota; Metazoa; Rotifera; Eurotatoria; Philodinida; Philodinidae
Source: the annotation of a GenBank genome assembly